This is a messenger RNA of Sinocyclocheilus grahami, 1429 nucleotides long. Its product is annotated as neutral cholesterol ester hydrolase 1-like. The transcript has 5 exons. Lineage: Eukaryota; Metazoa; Chordata; Actinopteri; Cypriniformes; Cyprinidae. The record is from RefSeq and is a predicted model, not a curated record. Gene Ontology annotation, cellular component: membrane. Gene Ontology annotation, molecular function: carboxylic ester hydrolase activity. Bases 27 to 1253 code for a protein of 408 amino acids.
AGAGAAAAGAAGAGAGACAUCACUUCAUGAUGAAGCUGCUUGGCGGAAUUACCUUGUUAUUAGCAAUAGCUGUUGCCUUUUACAUCUACAUCCCAUUGCCUAGGACAAUCUCAGAACCAUGGAAACUGAUGGUGUUGGAUGCCACGUUCCGGGGAGUUGUGAUGAUGGGAGAUGUUGCUCACUCACUGGGUUUGAGCCAUAGAGUCUACGUUAUCAACUCUGCCAUUGUCAAUUUUGAGAGUCUGGUGCCGAUCACAAACCAAAAGAUCCAGAUUGAAGAUAUCCUGUUUGAUGGAGUCCAUGUACGUGUAUACCAGCCUCCUGGAAAGGACGGAAAGCUGAGGAGAUCAGUUAUGUUCAUCCAUGGAGGUGGAUGGGCCUUGGGCGCUCCAAAGUUGGGGUCAUAUGACAGUCUCUGCAGACAGAUGGCAGCUGAUCUGGACGCAGUGGUUGUGACUGUGGAUUAUCGCAAGGCUCCUGAUGUGCACUUCCCAGUGCAGUAUGACGAGUGUGUGAGGGCCGCUAAGCAGUUCCUGAGGCCAGAAGUGCUGGAGAAGUAUUCAGUCGAUCCAGAGCGAGUAGCAGUGUGUGGAGACAGUGCUGGAGGAAACCUGGCCGCCGCAGUGGCUCAGCGGACUGGAACAGACAACACUACUACUGUGAAAUUCAAACUGCAGGUCUUGGUUUACCCAGUGCUUCAGGCACUAGACUUCAACACAGCUUCCUAUCAACAGAACCACAAUGUUCCCAUCCUGUAUCGCAGGCUAAUGGCCCGUUUCUGGUUGGAGUACCUAGGGGCCGACCUUGACCUUGUGCACUCCCUUAUUAUAAACAACCACACUGCCCAAGACCAAAACCUGAUGUCCUUGAUCCAUUCAAAGCUGGACUGGACCACUCUCCUCCCCAAACAACUGAUAAAAAAUUAUAAGCCUGUGUUUCCAGUGAUAGGCUCUCCAGGUAUCUUAAAGGAUAUACCAGCGUUACUGGAUGCCAGAGCUGCUCCGUUACUGGCAGAGGACAAGGUUUUGCGUAUGGUGCCGCGUGCUUACAUUAUGACCGGUGAGCAUGAUGUUUUGAGGGAUGAUGGGAUGAUGUAUGCCCGCAGGCUGGAGCUGGCAGGGGUCUCUGUCACUAACGAACAUUACGAAGAUGGUUUUCAUGGCUGUGUGAGCUUUGCUUUCUGGCCCUGCUACUUCUCUGUGGGAAUAAGGGCAGUGCACAAUUAUAUCACUUGGCUUGACGAACAUUUGUAGUUAUAUUUCAAAUGUGUCUAUUAGGGAUUUCACACAUUGUGAUGCAAUCUUUUGCAACACAACCGAGGAUUUAUAUUGUACAUCGAGUGAAGAAAUGAAGUAUUUGAUGUUCUGCUAUUUUAAAAGAACUGUAUUAUGGAUUUCAAAUAAUGACUAACACAUUUAUGUGUAUUUUU